GACUAGUCUGGGCGUGGUUCUUGCUGACCGGUUUCCGCUCACUCCAGCCCUUAUAGCGAUAUGCUGACAUGAAUUUCUUCCUAGACGCGGAAUUUUCUAGUGAUACCGAGUAACACUUAUGGCACUCCCGAAUCUAUUCGACCACACCCGUACCUUGCCACCUGAAGUACUUAGUCUUGUCUUCGAUGAGACCGACACCGAAGACUUGCCUUCUGUUCUUCGUGCUAGCUCAGCACUUUAUGCCAUCGCGUUCCGCUCCCUGUACCGCGAAAUCUCCAAUUGUAAGACAGGUCAGAAACGCGUGCAGCUUCUCCAAUCGCUUGCUCGCGCUUCCGACCCUGCGUUUCACCCAACGCGCCUUCCAUCUCCUACUCUGGUUGUGCGACUGCUGAGUCUGGACUUUCACUCGAACACUGUCACAGCAAACCUGCUCCGGCUAAUUAACCGCGCCCUCAGAGCCUCCACGAAUUUGCGAGAACUCAUCCUCGAGUUCUCAGCCGCAAAUAACUUUCAGCCUACCUCAUGGUGUCUUUUGGGCACAACGUUCUAUUUGCGGCGACUGUAUACCUCUGUAGGCCUCGACGCCACACUCUUCACCUGGCUCGCACACCCAAAUCAGCGCCUGCUUAUCGAGCUCAAUCUGCGCGGACACCAGAUACCGUCACGCUACUGUGGCAAGGGUGCAGAUUUGUCGCUUCCGCCCGAUGCGCUGCCCGCACUUGCGAGCUUCCGGAGCGUACACCUCGACAGCGCAUGCACCACGAUUUUCCUCGCGGGGCGUCCGGUGCAACACGUUGGGCUCACGCUCUUCCCGCUCUCAGCGCACAGCGCGCUCGACGGCCUCUGUGGUACGAGCGUCCCCGUGCGCCGGUUGACGGUGCUCUGCCUCGAGGAGCACGCCUCCGAAGCCCUCGUCGCCGAGAUUGCCGCGCGCCUGCCAGGCCUGGAGAGCCUGCACGUCGUCGUCCUGAUGACGCCCUACACUUCUGUGAAACUGCACGUACUCGCAUCGGCGCUCACGCGCUUCGUGGCACUGCGGUACAUCACCUUCAUGGCGCCAGACCCACCUGGCGCGGAUGCGUUCACGGUCGAGCGCGAGCGUGCGGUUGUGGUUGCCUGGGCGCGCGCGUGUCCCACUCUCCGCACCGUCAUCCUCCCUAUGGGCCAGGUGUGGUACACUGAGGACGGCGCGUGGCGGUGUUAUGCAGACGGACUGAGUUCGCGGGAGGGCACGCCACGGGCAGCCUAGGAUUUCGGCAUGUUUCGGCGUAGCACGUGGCGCGUGGUGAAUAUCGCUUUUGUCUUUAUAAGCACUACACCAUGAGUGGUAAAGUAA
This is a messenger RNA of Phanerochaete carnosa HHB-10118-sp, 1336 nucleotides long. RefSeq lists its product as uncharacterized. Bases 119 to 1249 code for a protein of 376 amino acids. The transcript is spliced from 2 exons. The record is from RefSeq and is a predicted model, not a curated record. Lineage: Eukaryota; Fungi; Basidiomycota; Agaricomycetes; Polyporales; Phanerochaetaceae.